AUGUCUGCCACAUCUGAGAGCAGCCACAAGGCAUUGCCCAGUGAGGUCAAGGGCCACACAUGGGAUGACGAUGAUGGCCAGGGCUCAUCAGGGGUACCAGAGCUCGAUGAGACCUGGGAUGCGGGCUGGGAGGACCCGGCCGCCGAAGACAAUAUCAGCCUGCCAGACCGGAUCAACCGUUUCGCAGCCGACGAGAAGGACCUGAAGAACUUCUGGAGCGUCACCUUCUCACCUCGUCGAUACAAGGCCCUCACCGAGUUUUACACAAACCAACUCACGGCCCUCGCAGCAGCGACACCAUCGUUCGACGCCCUCGACCAGGAGAGCCAGGUCGACUACCUCCUGCUGCAGAACCAUAUCCAGAGGAGCCUACGCCGCAGGAAGCUCGAGGCCAGGCGAGACAGCGACGCCGCGCCUCUUCUCCCGUUUGCACCGCCACUCGUCGAGCUGUGCGAGGCACGCCAGGCUUGUGACUUUGACGCCCUGGAUCCCAAGCACAUUGCUGCUGCCAUGCACGAUGCUACGGGCGCCGUGGUCGAGACCCAGGCCCGUAUCGUCUCUGGGAGGCUGCAGGUCAGCAAAGAGGCCGCCUACCAAGCAAUCAAGAACAUAGAAAACCUCCUCGAACGGCUGGCAGACCUGUACGGCUUCUUUCGAGGGUUUCAACCCUCGUUCGACUGGUGGGUGCAGGCACCCUACUCGGGCCUGACAGACGCCAUCCAGUCUCUUGUGCCCAUCAUCGCCACAAAACUCGCAGGCAUGCGGUCGCACGACAGCCCAGACGAGAUCAUCGGUGAGCCCAUCGGAAAGGCCGGCCUGCUGGUCGAGCUCGAGGCCGAGAUGAUCCCCUACUCGCCCCGGGAGCUCCUCGCCAUCGCCAACCAAAAGUACGAAUGGUGUGAAAAGGAGAUGAAAAAGGCCGCCUCGGAGCUGGGCUUCGGCGACGACUGGAAGGCCGCCCUCCGCCACGUGCAGAAUAUCUACGUCGAGCCGGGCGAGCAGCCCCAGCUGGUCCAAUCUCUCAUCGGCUCGGCAACCACCUACGUCAAGCAGCACGACCUCGUCACGGUGCCGCCCUUGGCCGAGAAGACGUGGCGCAUGUUCAUGAUGACCCCCGCCGCGCAAAAGGUCAACCCGUUCUUCCUGGGCGGGCCCAGCAUCAUCGUCUCGUACCCGACGGCGGCCAUGGCGCACGCCGACAAGCUGAUGAGCAUGCGCGGCAACGGCCCGCACCUGUCCAAGGCCACGGCGUUCCACGAGAUGAUCCCGGGCCACCACCUCCAGCUCUUUGUCGGCGCCCGCGCCCGCCCGUACCGCCGCCUGUUCGACACCCCCUUCUAUACCGAGGGCUGGGCCAUGUACUGGGAGCUCGUCCUCUGGGACCGGGGCGACUUCUUCACCAGCCCAGAGGACAGGGUCGGCACGCUGUUCUGGCGCAUGCAUCGCUGCGCGCGCAUCCUCUUCAGCAUCCGCUUCCACCUGGGCCUGCUGACGCCGCGCGAGUGCGUCGACCUGCUCGUCGACAUGGUCGGCCACGAGAGGGCCACUGCUGAGGGCGAGGUGCGCCGCUCGCUGGCUGGCGACUAUAGCCCCUUGUACCAGGCUGGCUACUUCCUCGGUGCCAUGCAGCUGUAUGCCCUGCGGCAGGAGAUCCUAGGUGAGGGUGACGGCGUGAUGAUGAUGAUGAUGAUGAUGGGGGAGAAGGCGUUUCAUGAUCGCGUGCUGGCUGCGAAUCAGAUGCCUAUUGAGCUUCUUAGGGCCUUGAUACGCGGGGAGACGCUGAGUCGGGACUAUAAGAGCAAGUGGAAGUUUUAUGAUGAUGUCACGGAACUGGAGACUGAGGUUACUGAGUUGAAGGCCAAGAUCACGGAGACUGAGUCCAACAUGAAGGAGAUUAUCGACAAGCGAGCUUAG
Molecule: messenger RNA, 1914 nt
Organism: Cryphonectria parasitica EP155
Lineage: Eukaryota; Fungi; Ascomycota; Sordariomycetes; Diaporthales; Cryphonectriaceae
Exons: 3
Coding region: 1-1914 (637 amino acids)
Source: RefSeq, a predicted model, not a curated record